AUUUAGGCGUGAGACAAGAACGAGAUGCUUGUCAAACCGUGACACGCUAGCUGGGGCAUGAUUUGCUACCAUUGAGAACGAGAGAGGAAAAAAAGUGAGAGAGCGAGAGGGUGGCCACCGAAACCAAUCAGGGACCGUCCAGCACCAACCAUCCGUCGCGUUUAUGAGUAAAGGCGAUCAAUUAGCCGGUCGUCGGUUGACCGUUUGAAAAAAAAAAAACGCCAAUUUACGCUCACAUCGGCUCUCGAUUGGGGACAACAUGGCUGAGUGUAACGUUAGCAUCGACCAGGACAAACUGCCUGGAGUGAAAGAGGUUUGCAGAGACUUUGCUGUGUUGGAAGACCACUGCCUUGCCUACAACCUCCAGGAACAAGAGAUUGAGAGCCACUUGGCAUCCAAUGUCCACAAGAGCCGGCUGGUGCAGCAGGACCUGCAGGUGGCCAAGAAGCUACAGGAGGAGGAGGAUGAGAUCGCCAAGGUCGUGAUCAAGAAGCAGCAUGUUGCCAUAGAGCGCCACGAUAACGAGAUUGCCCAUGAGAUUCAGGAUCAACUGGUUCGACAGGCUGAGCAACAACGACUGCAGCAGGAGGAGAAGGAUGCGGCUAUUGCUCGUAAGCUGCAUGAGAAAGAGAUGAAAGAGGAAAGACGACGACAGAAACACCAGGAUGAAGAGUAUUAUGAGGAUCCAGUAGCUGCGAGACAGCCUCUUGACCUGGACAAGCCCACGCGCCACACGUCUAGCUCCCCAGGGCCCUAUGAUGUGCAUCCUCCAGUGAGCAUCCAACGUGAUCAUUCGCCAGUUUCGAAUUCAAUAGAACCCGUGAGGAACAGGCACUCAAAACAGGAUCCAGCAGUACUGAACAGCCGUUCCAGGUACCCCGAGCAUUUACUGGUGGCAGAGGGUGGCCGGGGGAGACAUGCAGAUCCGUAUUCAGAUCAUCUGCAGUCCCCCAAAGGCAGGCGUGGGGACAGUUACCCCGAUUAUGAACCUGCAGAAUCAAGGAGAGCACGUGACAUGGGAGAGGACCCCGAUAGAGCAGUGAGAAGGAAAGAGAGGCCAGCCCAUUCUCCACUGAGUGCCAAGGAAAGAGACAAGGGCUGGGAGAAAGAGAGGGACAGGAGACAUGAUAGAGACGUUCUCAGGGACGUCGAGCAUGACUAUCAUUUGAGGAAACAUCAAAGGUCGGACAGGGAACAGGACAUGAGGACGGCUAGAGGAGGAAGAGAGAGGGAGCGCCUCAGAGAUCGCACACACAGUGAGGACAGGCCUGAAGUGAGAGACAAGCAGACGCACAAAGGCAAGGACGGACAACGAGCAAGGGCCAAGAGCAGGGAAAGAGCGCAUGACGAUGAUUUCAUUGAACCAAGGGGGGAUAGGGUAUCCCGGGAGGAGGAAGAGGAUGAAGCCGAGAGGGCGAGGAGGGCGAGGGGCCGCCAGCGGGUUCAAUCCGGCCCCGACGAUGUGUUUGAAGAGUACAGGAACAACCGAGGGAGAGGUGACAGCAGAGAGUUGUGGGAACCUUCUGGCAAGCGUACGCCCUCCAGUGAUGAGACAGGUCGAAUUGUGCACAAAGGGAGUGGAGAAUUUGUAGAAGGGGAGUACGGACUCGACGAGGCCACAAGGGACUUGACCAAGUUGGAUCUGCGCGAGCAGGAACUUAAGGACUUGGAGGUGGCAAGGAGAAUGCACGAGGAGGAAGUCAAGGCAAGCAAGAGCCAUGUGCGAGCAGCCCAAGUUGCACAGGAUGAGGAGAUUGCCCGGCUGCUAAUGGAACAAGAGAAGAGGGAGUACAGAAAGCAUCGAGAACGGGAGAAAGAGCGGGAGAGGGACCGCCAUGAAAAGGAACGAGAAAGGGAGAGGGAGCGCGUGGCGAUGGAAAAGAGGCGACCAGAGGGGGACUACAGGCCAAAUUCCGAGGAUGUUGUCCGAUCCCGAUCCAGAGAUGAGCAUGACCCCCAGAGGCACAGGAGUCACCACAAACCUUCCCGGCCACCUCAUCCUCGCACCCACGAGUACGAGAAUGUGAACCCUGGUUAUGGCUACAGUGACCACGCUGACCCCCAACGGGCGCCCACCAGACCUGAAGCCGCUUACAAAGGUGCCUAUUACAAGCGGUGACUCAGGCUCCAGACAGACGGUGUCAGUCCUCCUCUGUCUUUGUCUCAUCCCUUAUUUAUCCUUUUGUCUUCAACCAUUCACACCCUGCUGACCAAAAGCCUUUGGACAAUCUCAUGAGUUGGUAACGGAUUUUUUAAUUUUUUUUUUUUUUUUUUUAAAUCAGCAAUUAUCUCCCCAUACCCAUCAGAAGAAAAGAAUGUGCUGGAACCUCACUCAUCUUUUUGUCACUUUUUUAAUUUAAUUUUUUUAAUAUGUCUGUAAAUUUAGAAUCUCAUACUUGACAUCAAGCCCUAAAAGCAGCCUCGCCUCAUGUAGUCACUCCCAAAGUUCCUGGUGGUCAAUACGCGUUCACUGCGAUGUCAUCACAAGGGAUCCAGGCCUUCGACCUGUGCUGCUCAUUGGCCUACAUUCCUUGACAUCUUACUUUGAUGUGCCUGCUCAGUCCGACGUGGCCUCAACACUUGGCAGCUUCUUAUUCCACCUUAAAAUCUGUUGUCGGGGUGCCAUGCAACAAAGAUGCAAACGACUUUUUUUUUUCUUAAUCGAGAUGCUGGCAGUUGGCCUUUCAGUCAUCCACCAACCUUAAAUUUGCCGCACUGCAGAGGCGCAGACUGUAAGGAUGUCAUUGGCACUGAACCCCCCCCCCCCCCCACACACACACACACACAAAAAAAAAACCCUGACUUUACAUUGAUAGUGACCAGAGGAUGUUCUGAGUGACUCAGUAUUCUAUUUGCAUGCUUACUGAACGUUUUAAAGGUCUUACAUGCCUUUCAGCGCCACGUAAAACAAAUGGGAGUGGGGAACUUUGGCUGGCAGGCAUUCAACAGCCUGCCUUCGGGUCUAAAAAUUGAUCCAACCUGACAAGAACUGUUACAAAACCCCAAAUUUUAUGAAAUAUAACAUGCAUAUGUAUAUUAAGCAUCGUGAUGUAGUAGUACGUCUGUCGUGUUGGGUGAAUAACAACUAAAUUGUUUGUAGGUGUGAAAGUGAGUGCGAAUGGUUGGUUGUCUCCAUACGUGCCCUGUGAUUGACUGGUGACCAGUCCAGGGUGUACCCAACAUCAUGCCCGAAGUGAGCCCACCAAUUUUAGGAGAAUGACAAGUAUACAACACUAUUUGAUUUUUGGAUCACAUUUGCUUUCAUAAAUCGUGUCUUGCCGCUCAAAGGCUUUAUAAGCUGGCCUCUGAUAAGAAGUACGUUCCCCGCCCCACCCAUUUGUAAACUCUGAUCCUGCUCAACAAUAACUCAUACGUGCCAUAUUAUUAUUUUGGGCUGAAAAGAACUGCAUGCACUUAUUUUGUGCUCUGGUGAGAUUGAAUACAUGGUUAUAAAAUGUUUUUCGUAUGUGUAAAUAUUUUUUUUGUCAUCAUGUGCUACCAGUUUGGCGAAGAAUGGGAACAAAAACACAAUUUCUCAUCUGAUAUUUAUGUCCGGUUAAAAAGGGAAAUAUUUGAUUUUAAUGUCAUUUUGCUGGUCUUUCUUCUGAUUAGGGUUCCGUUGUUUUUCCGAUGAAAUAGAAGCACACUUGGAACGAGGGGAAUUAAUUCAAACAAAAAAACACAUCAGUUCUGAAAGGGACAUUUUUCAGUGUUUUUGCUGCUCCAUGUUCUGUUCUGUUUUCAUAUUGAAGAAGUACAGCAUGUAGUGACAAAAAAAUAAAAAUCCUUCAUUUCUUUGUUUAUGAAAUAUAUCAGCCUCCCCAUUGUAUCUCUAACUUUGUCAUGUAUGAGUCGGUGGCGUUCAUUCGCAGUAUGUGCGCAGUUGCUAUUCUCAGAAUGGGAAAUGUGUGCCAUAUUUGUCAUUUUCCAAGCUCUUGUAAACGAAAGAGUGGGCCGACAAAAUGUAGUGGUUGAUGAGAGCUCCACCUAGUGGACUUGUUGAAUAUGAGCGCUGUUGAUCUCAGCAAAUAGGGAAUGGGACUCAUGUUCAAAACUGCUCAGGAUGUAUGUUUCGUGGUCCGUGUUGUGUACCGUUAUUGAUUAAUGUCCAACAUUGAACAGUUUAAUUUUCUCCUUUGUUGUUUUUCACAGGGCUUAUAUGCAAUCACCUCUUAUCAACAUGUGCUGGAACAUGCUGUAAAUGUUUUUUUUUUUUUUAAUUUUAAUUUACAUGGCAAUGAAACUUUCUUUUACUUAUUGCACCUCAAAUUGUAAUAAAGCAGCUUUCAGAGUCAA
Hippocampus comes (tiger tail seahorse) is the source of this 4296-nucleotide messenger RNA. It is a transcript of the gene ccdc50a, whose product is annotated as coiled-coil domain containing 50a. Gene Ontology annotation, molecular function: ubiquitin protein ligase binding. Bases 260 to 2119 code for a protein of 619 amino acids. The transcript is spliced from 12 exons. Lineage: Eukaryota; Metazoa; Chordata; Actinopteri; Syngnathiformes; Syngnathidae. The record is from RefSeq and is a predicted model, not a curated record. Gene Ontology annotation, cellular component: cytoplasm.